Molecule: messenger RNA, 828 nt
Organism: Pyrenophora tritici-repentis Pt-1C-BFP
Lineage: Eukaryota; Fungi; Ascomycota; Dothideomycetes; Pleosporales; Pleosporaceae
Product: zf-CSL domain containing protein
Source: RefSeq, a predicted model, not a curated record
ACAAGUCAAAGACAAGCCCGUUGAUUGAUUCUUCUUCUCACGCACACGCACACGCACACGCACAAAACUAACACCAUGGCCGACGAAGAAGUGAACCUGUACGACGAAAUCGAAAUCGAAGACUGUUUCUAUGACGAGGCGCUCCAAAUCUACCACCACCCAUGUCCCUGCGGUGACCGUUUCGAGAUAUCCAUUUUCGACAUGCGCGACGGCGAGGAUAUUGCGCGCUGCCCUAGCUGCAGUCUGAUGAUUCGCAUCAUAUUCGACCCGUCGGACCUCCCGCCUGAAAAGGACGAUGCGCCGCAAACGGUUGCUAUUACUGCCUAGACUCGUAUACCAUUUACUUUUGCACUGCGGCGUUGCAUAUCACAGGCGUUGGAAGAGACUGUCGGCUGAAUUAUACCAUUAUUUUCGUGACUAGCCUUCGUGACUAGCAUGAGUCUGAGUGCAUCCUUGAAGUGGACUACCAUGUGCCUACUCUAUCCUGCUGGGUAGAGUCUGCGUAUCAGCGCGGAACCUCGUCGUCGACACUGACGUCAACGCCCAGCUCUUUCCUGAUGAUUUCCGUCAGGGAGCUUCCAUCUCUCAUGUAUACCCAGUCUCCAACGCCACCACCUUCCUUGAAGUCCAUACCCUCCUGUGCGACGACCCAAUCGAACCGCUUAGGUCCGGAUAUCGGGGAGCUGAGCCAGAUUUGCUUGUUCGGGGGCUGCUUGUUGAGGACGAAGGUGUUCUGUUGCGAUGUGACUUCGAGGACGCCGGCCUAGUCCAUGUUAGCAAUGGCAGCCAGCAUGUAUGUAGCAAAGAAGAAAUGCAUACACUGUAGUC